UAUAAUACUUAUAGAAACAAACUCGCAUUUUGUUUCGGACCGAAAACAAGUUAGCCGGAUUUCCAAAGCAUUAAUAAACAUUACUGUACUAUCGGAAUGCCAAGUCCUAAUAGACCAUUUCGGAGAUGAGCGUAUUCGCAUGCAUAAUACUUCUAUGCUCCCAGGUUAGGAAAAUUUGCGCAGCGAUACGCGUCUUUAUAUUUUUCAAUCAACGGCGUAGUGGAGAAGCACCGGAUGUGACUAGUAGCCAAUCAGAGCGUAAGGAUAAGAAGAAUAAAGAGUUUGAAUCAGGAAAGUUUGAAUACUUACAACGGUCGUUUCGCGUCGCCGAUAAUCACUUGUUUCUCUUAUUGUUGAUACAAUGCGCGUUGAUUUUUCGGCACAUUUUUUAUCGCUCAAAUAGCAGUGUGAUUGGUGUUUUUUACGAUUGAAUAAUUAGCCUCGUGCACUUGCAUGGUUAGCUUGUCCUUCUCAAGUCAUGAUGUAGAGGAGGUAAAAACAGAGACAUCGAUAGAGUGAGAGCGUGAUAUUGAGUGAGGUUAUGUUCGUUAUUCCAGAGACCUCGAGGUACGUAAAUAUAUUUGGCGGGAAAAGAGAGAGCAGUCGGUCAGAGUUCAGACAACAAGAUGGUGUUGAAGGAUGCUUUGAAGGAGCAUUUCGCUGUCUUCGGAGUCGUCGUUAACGACGAGGCGACUCUCAAUAAAUGUCUCGAUCUCUGCGAUUUGUACAAUUUAAACGAAGAAGCGCUGGUGGAAACAUGGAUGGCAUUCAGCGUGUCACAGUGCCGAGGCGACAACCCAACUGUGGAGUAUUUACUGCGGAUGGAAAGAAACGAGUUGAAGAAAGACACGGGCUCCGCUGGUAAUUCAAAGGCUGAUGCCAAACUGUCGAAACUCGCCGUGUAUAACUCUCACUCAAUGAAACAGUACAAUGAUGACGAAGAUAUUCUGGAGCUGUACGGUGCGAAAACCCCAACGACGCCAAGAGUAAAACGAUUGCGCAGCCCCGAGGGGGAGCAGGGUAACUCCGAGGUCAAGGUCCGGGCGGUGGACAGUCCGUUUACGCCGUCGAGUUUCUCCCCAAAAGUAACGACGCCAAGCAGACAUGCCUCGACACCAUCAGCCAAUCGAGGGAAGAUAUUGUUGAAAUUUGGCUCGGAUCCUGAGAGCUGGAAGACCGACGAGAACAGCAGACGCAAAGUAAAGGUGAAGAGGAGCGAGGACCAGCCACACGUGCCUUCGAAAGCCUUGUACAUGUACGAAAAGCUCCUCAGUAAAGCUGAGGCUUUGGACAUUGUCGGCGAGGAACUCGGAUCCGCGAUGUGCAAGACCGUCAACAACAUUGAUAAAGUUGAAAUCGAACCGGUUGGCGUUUACUCGAGGAGUCAGUAUCAGAUACAGAGCUACGGUAGAAUUUGCUGCGACUCCGAGGGGAAGUUGAACACCGCUUCGAUCAUGCUUGAGGGAACCAAGCACCUGUCUUCCGGGGUCAGGGUCAAAUUGGAUCUUGGAAAGCUGGAUCAGUACUCCGUAUUUCCGGGGCAAAUCGUUUCUGUAAAGGGUGUGAAUCCAACUGGACAUACACUCGUUGUAAAGAACUUAUUUUUCGAAUCGCCUGCGCCACCUUCAGCGUCCCCAAAACUGGCUGGCAGUGAUCUUCGGAUAGUCGUUGCCGCAGGCCCGUUCACUCAGUCGGAUAAUCUCGCCUAUGAACCUCUCCUAGAACUGAUUGAUUAUGUCAGUGAAAAUCAACCCCAUGUUCUCAUACUAGUCGGACCCUUCAUCGAGUUCAGUCACACGGAGAUACAAAAAUGCGAGAUGGCGCUAACUUUCGAUGACUUUUUCGAACAGUGCGUUGGAAAUAUCAUGCGCAAACUGAAAGACACGUGUACUCAGGUGAUCUUGGUGUCGUCUAACCGCGAUGUUCACCACGAGCCGAUCUUCCCUACACCGGAAUUCAGGCUCAAGCAUACAUAUCCGAAUCUGCAUUUGAUGCCAGACCCUUGCAUGAUCGAUAUUGAGGGUGUAAUAAUCGGAAGCACUUCGGUCGACUCUCUGAUGCAUUUGGGACGCGAGGAAAUAAGCUUCAACUCCACGAGGUUCGACAGACUGACGCGUCUGGCGACUCAUCUUCUGGCCCAGAAGUGCUUUUAUCCGUUGGUGCCGCCUUCCGAAGAGGUCAACGUUGACACGGACCUGUGGGAGAAAUACGCGUUCAUGCAUCAACAGCCCCACAUUUUGAUUCUACCGUCCAGCUUGCGAUACUUUUGCAACAAAAUAUACGACUGCGUCGCCAUGAACCCCGAAAGAUUGGUCAAAGGCUCUUUUGCAAGGCUUAGGGUGACCGUCCCUCCGAAAGAUACCGACUCCUGGAAACCCAGUGAAAACGUGGCUGUACAUAUCCUCAAAAUUUAAGAUAGUAGCGUUAGUACGUACUUGUUUAUUUCUUAUUUUUAUUACUAUUAUUAAACAGCGUCUACUUCCAGCGUUCCUUAA
Molecule: messenger RNA, 2495 nt
Organism: Neodiprion fabricii
Lineage: Eukaryota; Metazoa; Arthropoda; Insecta; Hymenoptera; Diprionidae
Gene: DNApol-alpha73
Product: DNA polymerase alpha subunit B
Exons: 7
Coding region: 627-2414 (595 amino acids)
Biological process (GO): DNA replication initiation; DNA replication
Cellular component (GO): alpha DNA polymerase:primase complex
Molecular function (GO): DNA binding
Source: RefSeq, a predicted model, not a curated record